CCAACUUCAAACAAUACCAGCGAAUGAGAAUCCUCGAUACUCGACAAUAUGAGCGACGACGAGGAAUUUGAGGUGGAUGGCCCUGAGCUGGCGGAGGAUGAUCCUAUGAGAGCAUUCUUGCCUCAAGUGUUUGGAAAGAAGAGUAAAGAGGCAGACGUCGCGGCGCAAAUAAGCAGGACGAAGAGGCCGGUCGACAAGGCGCCAGCGAAGAUAGAGGCUACUGGAGAGGAUGGGGAGGGCCAACAGAGGGUCGCGCAGGAGCCAGCAUCCAAGGAUUACGGCUCAGAUGAUGAUGACGAUUCAGACGACUCUAAUGCGUCCGAAGACGACGAGUACCCAGUCUCGCACGAGCUGGUACUGAAGACACACGAGCGUGCCGUGACAACAGCUUCCCUGGAUCCUUCUGGAGGUAGACUGGUUACUGGAUCUACGGAUUGUACGCUGAAGCUGCACGACUUUGCUUCCAUGACCCCGACCACUCUACGAGCCUUCAAAUCCGUAGAUCCAAGUGCCUCGAAAACCUCAACGAAUUCAGAAACCCACCCUAUCAAUCUUGUCGAAUUCAACCCGUUAUCAGGAGGGGCAUUCCUCUGCGUCUCGGCGCAUCCACAAGCAAAGAUCAUGAGUAGAGACGGAGAGGUUCUAGCAGAGUUUGUGAAGGGCGAUAUGUAUCUGAGGGAUAUGAAUAACACCAAGGGACAUAUUUCUGAGGUUACAACUGGCACAUGGAAUCCUGUGGACAAGAACUUGUGUGUUACGGCGGGUACCGACAGCACGCUACGGAUAUGGGACGUCAACCACAAGAGAACUCAGAAAGAAGUCAUCGUCCACAAAUCGAGGGCUGCAGGCUCUGCGGGAAGGACGAGAAUGACUGCGGUUGCCUGGGGAAGUCCAUUACAAGGAGGGCCCAACAUGUUGAUUGCUGCAGCUCUUGAUGGAAGUCUGGUGAUGUGGAGUGGGGACGGACCGUUUGCAAGACCAGCAGCAGAAAUAAGAGAGGCGCAUAAACCAAACACGUGGACGGGAGGAUUAGACAUCAGCUCGGAUGGCCGAAUGGUUGUGACCCGAGGUGGCGAUGACUUGAUCAAACUCUGGGAUACCCGGAAGUUCAAGGCCCCAGUUGUCACCGUAUCACACCCUUCGACAUCAGGCCAUUACGCCAUGACUAACAUCAAAUAUUCUCCUGCCUCCUCCAGUAUUGUCACAGGGUCGGCAUCUGGCCAUCUCCACAUCUUGAAUCCUGGAAAUCUCAAAGCCGAGCUUGUUACUCCAGUCACACCAGGAUCACCACUUAUCACAGUCCAGUGGCAUCCAAAGAUCAACCAAAUCGUCACAGGCUCUGCAAAUGCAGAAGUUCAUGUCCUCUACAACCCAAACACGUCCGUCCGAGGAGCCGUGGAUGUCAUGUCCCGCGCGCCCAAAAAACGGCAUGUCGACGACGAUCCAAACUUCACUACUGAUCAAUCCGUCGGCAUUUCAGGAGAUAGCAUCGUCACACCGGGCGGAGUCCUCACCAACUCCAACGCUUCGUCGUUCUCUGCUCGCCAUCCAACAGUUGGACUGACAGCAUCAGGCCGGUCCCGCGAUCCACGGAGACCGCAGAUACCUAUGGUGACUCCGUUUAUGAAGAGUCAGCCAGACGAAGCACAUAUUAACCAGAGUAUACCGCUCAGCAGUAUGCGAGACGAGGACCCCAGAGAAGCACUGCUUAAGUAUGCGGAUCUUGCGAAGAAGGAUCCUUUGUUUACGAAUGCCUGGAAGGAUACGCAACCAGUUACGCAGUAUGCAGAACUGAGCGAUGAGGAAGAGGAAGAGGGGCCAGAUAAGAAGAAAGUGAAGAGGUAAUUGGAAAUUGGCGUAUCGAUAGGGAAAUCGGAGGCACACUUGGCGUUCUGGCGAGGGGAAUUAAAAAAGUCUGAUAAAAGAGGGAAAAUGUAAGAAGACUGCAAUUUAUACCCGAAGGCGUUCCAAAACUGGAGAAGCGUAACUCAACAUGGGCAUGAAAAAAGGGGCAUCCAUUUCAAAUCCUCCCUUUUGGUUAUUCCUUCGAUCUAUGGUAGGUUCAAAGUCAAGUCUCUUUCAAUGUCCAUAAAGUUCUGCAACGGUUGAA
Molecule: messenger RNA, 2110 nt
Organism: Hyaloscypha bicolor E
Lineage: Eukaryota; Fungi; Ascomycota; Leotiomycetes; Helotiales; Hyaloscyphaceae
Product: WD40 repeat-like protein
Exons: 1
Coding region: 49-1845 (598 amino acids)
Biological process (GO): regulation of DNA double-strand break processing
Cellular component (GO): nucleus; site of double-strand break
Molecular function (GO): protein binding
Source: RefSeq, a predicted model, not a curated record